GAUUGUUUGUUACCACUGUUGAGUGUUGAGUAUAUUGAGCAGGAGGAACUUUCUUUCUUUGCAUCUUAACUGCGCCAAUAAGUAGUUCGAAUUAAUGGUUUAAACAGUUGUACAACCUUUGUCCUGUUUUCAAGAUUGUUAGCUUGUGUUUUAACUUUUAACCUCAGAUGCUCUUCACAACAAGGCACAAGCUAGUUCUCUUCUAAUAAUAAAAUCAUCUCUUGUCUUGUGUGUGAUAUUGGCUUGUGUCAGCUCCAAAUUUGGUUAGAGUCCUCACUCACAUUUUUCUUACUAGAGAAGAGAAGAGAGAGGAGCUGGCUUUCCCCCAACAUCAAUGGCUUUAGUCUCUCUCCACCUUGAAACUUCGGAGCUGAUUGUGACCACUGAUUAUCCUCGCCAAUGAACCCACUGCUCAACCUCGAUGGGGCUUCAUGCGACGUGGUACGGAUUCUCCACUUCUGUCUAUUAUUUCAGAUAGCUUUUUACUCAAAUAGUUUCUUCAGUACGUCUAAAUACAGUCUCCAUUUCCCUUUCCUCAUUCUAUCUUUUUCACAAUUCUGAAUCAUAUGGGGCUCAUAUUUACUCUUUUUCACUGUAGUGGAGAAAGAAAAAAAAAGCAAUUUCCCAAUAGCUUCUUCUUCACUUUGUUAGUUAGACUAGGAAAACUUGUUUACAACCAACAACACUAAAACUCUUACCGUUAUUAUGUCCAACUCUAUUACUUAUCAUCAAAACCAAUUUGAGAACCAAGAGCUUGAUGCUUAUGGCUCUUCUAUGAGGCACAACAAUGCAUUUCCUGAGGCCUUGGGAGCAUUUCCUACUAGCAUUGGAGUAGUUGCUGAGGGCUCUGAGAUAAGCCACACUAGGCAUUUGAUGGAUCUUCUUGGAGCAGCAAAUGAGAGCAAUCACCACCAAACUGCUCAAGGGCUUUCUCUUUCUUUAGGCUCUCACAUGCUUGUUCCUUCUGAUGAAUACAGGCAUCCCCACCAAAGACCCUUAAACCCGGGUCUCAUCAACCCCAAUUACUUCAUGUCUGGACAAGAGGCACGUGAGCCUUGUAACAACCCACCUGUGGAGCAGCAUAAUAUAACCAGUGACUACUUUUACAAUACUGGGAGUGGCACUUUUGCUUCUUCUUCCCCUUUGAACAACCGUUCUCCUAAUUCCACCAGCUCUUAUGCUGCUGUCAUUGGGAACUCCAGGUACCUCAAACCGGUUCAGUCCCUUCUUGAAGAUCUUGUUGAUGUUGGUGGAAAUGUGGUUGAUAGAAUCAAUGAGAAGUAUGCUGAGAAGUUGUUUCGUGGGAGUAGAGGCAGUGCUAGGACACUUUCCUCAGAGUUGAAGGCAGAGUUGGGGAAUAAUGGUCAUUUAUUGGCUGACAAACAUGAACAUCAAAUCAAAAUUGCACGGUUGAUUACUUUAUUGGAUGAGGUUGAGGGAAGGUGUGAGAAAUACUACCAUCAAAUGGAAGAAGUGGUGUCAUCUUUUGAGAUGAUAGCAGGUUUGGGAGCUGCGAAGUGUUACACUGCUUUGGCACUUCAAGCCAUGUCAAGGCAUUUCUGCAGCUUGAGAGAUGCCAUAUUGUCACAAAUAAAUGCUGAGAAAAGAAAACUCUUUCAGGAUUUACCUAAGAUCAGUAGUGGGUUGUCUCAACUAAGCUUGUUUGAUAGAGACAGUAGACAGAGUAGAAUGUCUCUCCAACAACUUGGGGUGAUCCCAAGCCAACGCCAAGUUUGGAGACCCAUCAGAGGGUUGCCUGAAACCUCUGUGGCUAUUCUUCGUUCUUGGCUCUUCGAGCACUUUCUCCACCCUUAUCCUAAUGAUUCUGAAAAGUUAAUGCUGGCAUCUCAGACAGGUUUAACUAAAAACCAAGUCUCAAAUUGGUUCAUAAAUGCACGAGUACGGCUAUGGAAACCAAUGAUAGAAGAAAUGUACAAAGAGGAGUUUGGAGAGUUUUCUGAAGACUCCAACCCGGCUGGUAACAACUACUUGACGAGGGAAGAUACCACGGAUUGUGUAGAGGAUUGAAUCAAAAGCUCCAGUGAACAAAAAACUUAUUGUUUGACAAACAUGGGCCUUUAAAUGCUUGCCUUUUUCCUCCAAAAUCGAGAGAUAAACAUUAUGUAACAUGACAAGAUGAUGAGCCAAUAUGUUCGGGUGAAAUUCAAGAUUUGUUUUUUUGAAUGCUGAAAAUUCAAGAUUUGGAAAAUCAUGACUUAUGAUGUUCCUUAGAUCAAGUGACCAGCUUGUAACACAUCGUGAGGCUUGUUAUGUCAGGUUUGCAAUUAAUACCAGUUUAUAGGAUAAAAAAGCUGAGGGCUGUGGAUGAGAUCAUAAGAAGAUCGCAUUAUGAGAAAUUCACAAUUUGUUUCACAACCCUAUCCACCAGUGACACUUGCGUAUGAGCACGUUCUUUGUUAUCUUGUAAUAAAUGAGAUAGCCAAUUUCAUGA
Molecule: messenger RNA, 2452 nt
Organism: Glycine soja
Lineage: Eukaryota; Viridiplantae; Streptophyta; Magnoliopsida; Fabales; Fabaceae
Product: BEL1-like homeodomain protein 11
Exons: 4
Coding region: 706-2028 (440 amino acids)
Biological process (GO): regulation of transcription by RNA polymerase II
Molecular function (GO): DNA-binding transcription factor activity, RNA polymerase II-specific; RNA polymerase II cis-regulatory region sequence-specific DNA binding
Source: RefSeq, a predicted model, not a curated record